GAAUCAAGAUUUUGAAGAAGAAGAAGAAGAAGAAAGAAUAAUGGGUAGAGGUAGGGUUCAGCUGAAGCGGAUCGAGAACAAGAUAAGCAGGCAAGUGACCUUCUCCAAGAGGAGGUCGGGGUUGCUGAAGAAGGCAAAUGAGAUCUCUGUCUUGUGUGAUGCUGAAGUUGCUUUGAUAGUCUUUUCAACCAAAGGAAAGCUCUUCGAGUACUCCACUGAAUCAAGUAUGGAGAGGAUUUUGGAAAGAUAUGAAAGAUACUCAUACGCUGAGAAAAGACUCAGUGGUUCUGGCCCUGAACAACAGGAUAAUUGGUCUGUGGAGCACCCUAAGCUCAUGUCUAGGAUUGAACUUCUGCAGAGAAACAUAAAGCAUUAUGUUGGGGAGGAUCUGGAUUCCCUAAGCCUGAGGGAGCUUCAGACUUUGGAGCAACAGCUGGACACUGCUAUGAGGCGAAUACGAACCAGGAAGAAUCAAGUCAUGCACGAGUCCAUCGCUGAGCUUCGGAAGAAGGAGAAAACAUUGCAGGAGCAAAACAGCUUGUUGGCAAAGCAGAUCAAGGAAAACGACAAGAUAGUCAUGGAGCGCUUGCACUUGAUUCAACGCUCAUCUGCCCUCGUACUAUCCGAGCCUGCUCCAGGCUCGGUGCCCGUCCCAUCCUUAGCAGCUGGUAGUCCUUUCCAGGUAAGCGGACCCACAGGCGAGGAGGAUGGAAGAAGAGGCAAGAACACGCUCAUGCCGCCUUGGCUGGUUCGUCGUAUGAGUUGAUGAUACGGAGAGGAAAUGUAGUAAUUCGCUCUGAAUCCGGGGAGGUGACGGCACGAUGAUGGCAUCCGAGAGGAGCCAAAUUAUCAUCAACUAAAUAGUCAUCAGCUCUCAAAGAAUAAAAAUAAUAAAAUAAAUGGGGUCUAUUGUCAAGCAAACUCCAUUUAUCGAUUCCAAUUUAUACUUGUAACUUGAAUAUUAUUAUUUAUUAAGUGUGCUUAAAAAAGCUUUAUUGUGGACACAUAAGAAUGAGAUGUAAGAUUGAGAUGGCAGGCACAGCCUAUUAUUGUGAAUGCU
Messenger RNA from Coffea eugenioides, 1060 nucleotides. RefSeq names its product truncated transcription factor CAULIFLOWER A-like. Gene Ontology annotation, biological process: positive regulation of transcription by RNA polymerase II. Gene Ontology annotation, cellular component: nucleus. Lineage: Eukaryota; Viridiplantae; Streptophyta; Magnoliopsida; Gentianales; Rubiaceae. The transcript has 8 exons. Bases 41 to 766 code for a protein of 241 amino acids. The record is from RefSeq and is a predicted model, not a curated record. Gene Ontology annotation, molecular function: DNA-binding transcription factor activity, RNA polymerase II-specific; protein dimerization activity; RNA polymerase II cis-regulatory region sequence-specific DNA binding.